This is a messenger RNA of Cyprinus carpio (common carp), 1946 nucleotides long. RefSeq names its product protein eva-1 homolog A. The transcript has 3 exons. The record is from RefSeq and is a predicted model, not a curated record. Lineage: Eukaryota; Metazoa; Chordata; Actinopteri; Cypriniformes; Cyprinidae. The coding region runs from base 1458 to 1946 and encodes 162 amino acids.
UCCACAGGUAAUCCACACAACUACAGUCCAUUAUAUAAUGUCUUGUGAAGUGAAAAGCAAGACAUUUUUAUCUUCAAACUGUUACUACUGGCUAAUAUAGAAGCCAUCUAUCCAUAAUAUUAUUUUCUCGUUGUCUCGUCUGAAACAGGAGAGAAAUAUGCACAAACACUGUUUACACCUAAAAACGGUCCAAAACAGCUCACAAAUAUGUUGGUGGAUUUUGAUGUGAGAGCACAACAGGUAAUAGAUGCUUGAGGAAGCAUUAUUAUAGAUUAUGGACUGGUAUUUUGACCAGAAGUGAUGGAUUGAAGUUAAAAUGCCUUGAUGGAUUUGUUUCUUACAAACACGCAGCUUUUCACUUCAUAAGACAUUAAAUUCAUGGACUGGAGUCAUGUGGAUUACUGUGAUGCUUUUGAUCAGAUGUCUAGACUCUCAUUCUCUCAUUAACUGCAGGAUCUAUUAGUGAGCGAAUGAUGUAAUGCUAAAUUUCUCUUGCUUUUCUUUUAUCUAUCAUUAAGUUGAAGAUUUUUAUAAAACGUUACGCCAUGUAAACUUUAAAAAACAGAAUUCAUUUAAUUAAGCUGACAUAAUCAUCAUUUAGCUUUUAAGAUUAAAUGACAGGCCUCUCUUAACCUUGUAUUGAAAAUGGAAGAUGUUACGCAAUUUAGAUCUAUUUUAAUAUAGACACCGGAUACGACCCAUGGGAUUUCUAUGAGGAAAGAAGGACUUGUCCUGGGAAAAGUCCAGUGUAGUUUCCAAAAACAUGAAAAGAUAUAAACCACAAGAACAACAAUUUAGUCAUACUGUUUUCCAACCAUAAAAAUAGGCUGAAGUACAGACAGGACAACAACAGGUAAUGAUUUUUAAACUGGUAUGUGUAAAAUUAGAAAGGAAUGCUCACUAACUAGUCGUCUCUCAGUAUAGUGCUCUCUCAUCACAUCAUGAUAUGCACUGUGACCAAGUUUCAGCAGAAAUGUGUGUUUUUUUCGCACUGUGGCUUUCAAACAGUCAGAUAAUUAGCCUGUCACAGGCGAACACCAAACUUAAGCACAUUGUUUUUUUGUUUUCUGUCUAGUUAGGGAGGGUUUUGGUCCUGACUAAUCACUGUGGUUGGAUGGAGGAGUGUGUGUACCGGAAAAGGACUCAUAGUGAUAGUGUGUGAUGUAUGAUCUCUGACACACACAAACACAGGAACACAGUUUGGGAAAGAGAGUUUUUCCACUGAAGGUCUUAUCGUAAUGCUGAGGGGGCUGCUCUGUUAUACAGAUCAUUAUGACUCAUACAGUAGCCCUUCAUUUUUUUUCUUUUGCUUUGUCCAUCAGCUCUGAAGAGCCAAAGGGAGGAUGCUGAAGUUUCUUUCUCAUUUUGACUUACGUUCUUUUGUUCUUAUUUCUCUGCAGUGUGAGAUCGCAUAGAUGAACCACUAUGUGUCAACACACUCCAGUUACACACAAUAAAUGAUCCAGAGAGCGUCUGUGGAUGAAAUGGUCACAGCUUUCCUCAAUGAAAGGCAAGCCACUACUGAGGAGAUGGCUUUAGUAAGCAAUGCACUGGCUGCUUACUCCUUCAUAGCAGAUCAGCCGGAACGGGCGGCACUGUAUUUUGUGUGUGGAGUGUGUUUGGGACUGGUUCUCACGCUCAUCGCGUUAGUGGUGCAGAUCUCCUGUCGAACCGACUGCAAAACGCAACAAGCGUCCAAGAAAACAGGAAAGACUUUGGAGAGCACCAGUGACACGAGCGACAGCGAUUCGGAGUGGGACAAUACCUCCGACCUGUCUGCACGGCGCCACCGGCGCUUCGAACGGACGCUCGGUAACGUGUUUACCUCCGCAGAAGAGCUGGAGCGCGCGCAGAGACUGGAGGAACGCGAGCGGAUUAUACGGGAGAUCUGGAUGAACGGUCAGCCGGACAUACCGGGCACGCGCAGCCUGAACCGCUACUAUUGA